AUGGAGCCAGUGCCUCCAGAUCCAAAGCGUCAGCGACUGAAUCCACCGCAGUGGCCGCCGUCUUCUCACGGAGUAUCGCUGUCGCUGCCGCCGCUGCGCAAGGCAAGCUCUAGCAGCCAUCAUCACGCGUCGCAGCCGCAGCCGCAACCGCCGCCGCCGCCGCCGCCGCCGCCGCCGACAUAUCAUCCUUCGCCGACCGCCUACGCGCCUGCUCCUCCUCACCCUCGACCUAUCGAGCAGCUCCAGCAGCAUCAGCAGCAUCAGCAGCAUCAGCAGCAUCAGCAGCAGCAGCAGCAGCAGCAGCUCCAGCAGCAGCACCCUCCUCCUCCGCCGCCUCAUUCAGCUUCCUCCUCCUCGGCUCCGCCCACUCCCAUCCAUCCGGGGCCGCCGCCCCCCCAUCCAUACCCCGACGCAGACCGACGACAACAUGAUCACGAGCCCUGUGGUCUAAUGCAACAUCAAGAUCACCACCACCACUACUCACACCAGGCUCAGCCUCCUCCACAGUCGCACCAUCAGCAGCAGCAACAGCACCCGGCUGGCCCCCCCGCUCCGCCCAUCUCGCCAGCUCAACCGCCCUACCCUCCCCACGUUGACACGUCCAUGGUGAAGAGGGAGCUCGAAGACUCUCAUCGGCAGAAUAACCCUACCUCCGCAGCAGCACAUUCCGCCGCCGUGCGCCACCCCUCCGAAGCGAACCCUCCCCCCCCCCAGACCGUGACGUCCUCGGCACCGCCGCCUCACCCGUCAGCGCCUCACCACCCGACCUCGUUCGCUGGCCCUCCUCCUGCGCCCCAGCCGUACCCCGACCACCCUCCUCCCCAGUCGCGACACAUGAGUUACGACAAUGGCCACUCCGUUCCGCCCACUCCCGAUGGCUACCGCGGGCCUCCACAGAGCUACCCGCCGGCGCCCCCCACCCCCAUACAGCAGCAUACUCCUUACGAGUCGCACGCCGGAUACCCCACCGAGUCGCUGUACAACUUCGCCUACUCGUCCAGCUUCCCGUCCAAGAAGAAGAACACGCGCGCUUCCCAGCCCACCAACUGCCAUGUCUCGCCCUGCCUUUCCCGUUCAAUGAUUACUAACAAACCUUCUUUGCUUCUCGGACAGGCGUGCGAUCAAUGCCGUCAGCUAAAGGCAAAAUGUGACGAGACGAAACCUUGCAAGACAUGCCGAGACAAGGGACUCGAGUGCAAAUACCGAGAUCCCGUACCCAAAGCUACGGACAAGGUCCAGGCCGAUAUCCUCGAUGGCAUCGCUGCCAUGCAGAGCUCUCUGACGAGCCUGAUUGGCCGCAUGGACGACAGACUGACCAAGAUGGAAUCUGCUGUCUUGUCGCUGUCGGCAUCGGCAGCACCCCUCAUCAAAAGGGAGGCAAUCCUCGACGCCGACAUGACGAGCCAAGACUCGCCGGCCGCCGUGCCCGGCAGCGCACGCGCCGAGACCUACGCCCCGCCCGACAUGGCGCCCCGUGCCUCGUCGGAGCAGCAGUGCCAGCAGCCCCUGCGCCUCAUGCCCGAGGACGAGAUGGAGGCCGAGCCGGGUCCACCUGUGCCCCCCGGAGAGCCUGCCAUCCCCAUAAACCACACCACCCUGGCCGCCCUGCUGCUCGAGUGGCCGUCGAUCCGCCACAUGACCAAGCACCUCAUCGAGCGCGAGGGCAUCCGCUACAUCAGCGAGUACCCCGUCAGUCAGGAGCAGAGCCGCGGCUCGCUCAUCGUGUACGGACGCGGCGAGGACUCGCACGCCUCCCGCUACAGCAGGGAGAUUGCCGACCACGGCCACGUCGACGCCUCGGACGACUCGUCAGAUAUGGCUUCUCCCUCCAUGGCUGCCGACUUCGGCAAGGUCGGCGGACUGAGCACCCCCGACUACGAGUACCGCGGCGGCGUGCUCGGUGCCGACGGCGGCCCCGACUUCUCCGAGCCGACCGUGUGGAAGUACGUGGCCAGCUUCCAGGAGCACAUCCUGAACAUGCACCCGAUCCUGCAGCCCAAGGUUCUGGAGGGCUGGGUACGGCACUUCCUAGACACGCUGUCGACGGUGCAGCCGCGGUCGUCCAAGGUGCCCAAGCCUACCUUUGCCGUGGCGCCCAACAACGCGUCGUCGUCGUCAUCGUCGUCGUCGUCGCAGAACCCAGCGGAUGGCUCCUCAGGCUUCAAGCGUAAGCGGUCCGUUGACCCGGGCGAGCCCGAUGGCCCCCCCACGCCUGCCGGCCCCUCCAGAUCCGGACGGCCAGACCGGUCCAUCCACAGCGCCCUCAUCCUGACCAUCUUGGCCCUCGGCAAGAUCUGCCUCCACCGCUCCCAGAUCCCGGACGUGGUGCACCCUACCGCCAGCGACCCGGCAGUCAUGGGCAUGGGCAGCCCCGUGGCGCGCAACGGCUUCCCCGCGUCUCCCGGCCACUCCUCCCCGCCGGCGUACUCGUCGUCCACGCCCCACUCGUCAGUCCAGCAAUCCCCUAGCGGCGGCGGCGGCGGCGGCGGCGGCGCGGGCAGGCGCUCCUCCAUCCACGGGGCUUCGGGGUCCAUGUCCCGCUCCGCGGGCGGCAUGUCCCUCAAGAAGAAUUACGAGGUCAUUCCGGGCCUCGAGUACUUUGCCUACGCCACAGACAUUCUCGGCAACAUGGGCGGCUCGUACAACAACAUGAAGGAUGUCUACGCCCACAUCUUCUCCUGCCUGUACUACGGACAGCUCAACAGGCCGCUCGAGAGCUUCGCCAGCAUCCACAGGGCCAGCCACAAGCUGCAGGUCAUCAUGCGCCCUAGCCUGGAUAAGCUCCGGAAACUCAAGAUGCGCAGCGAGUUCAUCCAGGACCCUAAGCAGAAUAGGCUGGCUCUGGCCUUUUGGACCUGCCUCCAGCUCGAAAGUGACUUGAUCGCGGAGCUGCCGCUGCCGCCGUCGGGCAUCCUGUCGUACGAGGACGACAUGCCGCACCCGAACAUGAGCCUGCUGGAAGGCUUCCCGCAGCGGGUGCUGGACAGCUACCCGGGCCAGCUGUACCUGCGCACGCACCUGAACAGCAUCCACCGGAUGUUCUACUCCCCCGAGGACCCGAGCAAGGCUGGAGCGGGACAGGACAAGUUCCAGAACGUGGAGCUGGUUGCGGACGCCGUGUCGGGCAUGCACUGGGUGGCGCCUAGCUUCGCCUUCAGGGAGGACGACCCGCCCGCGAACGACAUCCUGGCGGCGCGCCUGCGCGCCAAGUACUGGGGCGCCCAGGUCAUCACGUACCGCCCCUUCAUCCGCCAGAUCCUGCAGUUCACCCACGCCCUGCACCAGCACCCCUCCAGCCCCAACCCGCCCACCUGGUCCGAGUUCCGCGACGGCAUCAUCAGGCCCUCGAUCCAGCCCGGCGCCAAGUCAGUCAGCGACAUCGACCCGGGCGUGGUCGAGCUGGCCAGGAAGGGCAUCAAGGCCCUGGUCGAGAGCACCCGCGCCUUUCACAACCUCGGCGAGGACAGGCCCAUCAUCACCAACGUCUUUGGGACGGCCCAUGCCCAAUGGGGCAAUCUGCUCGUCCUGUCUGCCGCAUUUCGGGACCCCGUGCUCCGCGACUUCGUGCCUGAGGAGCUCCUCAAGAUGCUCUUCCACCGAACCAUCCAGUUCUUCCAGCAGUCGGCUACGGCCACGAGUGCGCUGCGAGUGGACAUGCACAUCCUCGAAGGGCUCCAGCAUGACCUCUUCCUCGUACCGGACCCGCGUACGACAUCGAGCUUCUCCAGCCACGCUAGCAAUAUGCAGACUCCGAUGUCUGCCAUGGCUCAACAGCAUCAUCAACAGCAACAGCAACAUCAUCAACAGCAGCAGCAGCAGCAGCAGCAACAGCAACACCACCACCAGCAACAGCAGCAGCAACACCUACAGCAGCAGCAGCAGCAGCAGCAGCAACAUCACCAGCAGCACGGUGUUAAUACUGAUUUAGGGACACCGACGAGCCAUGGACACAUGAGUUUCUCGCAGUGA
Geosmithia morbida is the source of this 3969-nucleotide messenger RNA. Its product is annotated as Fungal Zn(2)-Cys(6) binuclear cluster domain. The record is from RefSeq and is a predicted model, not a curated record. Gene Ontology annotation, biological process: regulation of DNA-templated transcription. Bases 1 to 3969 code for a protein of 1322 amino acids. Lineage: Eukaryota; Fungi; Ascomycota; Sordariomycetes; Hypocreales; Bionectriaceae. Gene Ontology annotation, molecular function: DNA-binding transcription factor activity, RNA polymerase II-specific; zinc ion binding. The transcript is spliced from 5 exons.